CCCACCAACCAAUCAGUCUGCCAAAACAGUUAUGACUCUUUGAUCAUUAUCAGCCUGAACUUCUUCAGCAGUUUGAGCUACAGAAGCUCGUCUGUUGGAUUGGACCACACGGACCAGCCUUCUAAUGAUCCUCGGCCGUCCACUACCCUGUAACCGGUUCACCAAUGUUCCUUCAUUGGAGCACUUUUGAUAGAUACUGACCACUGCAGACCAGGAACAUCCCACAAGAGCUGCAGAUUUGGAGAUGUUCUGACCCAGACGUCUAGACGUCCCGAAUUGUCAAACUCGCUCAAAUCCUUACACCCAUUUUUCCUGCUUCCAACAUCAACUUUGAGGACAAAAUGUUCACCUGCUGCCUAAUAAAUAAAUCCACCCACUAACAGAUGCCAUGGUGAAGAUAAUCAGUGCUCUUCACUUCAAAGAUUUCCUGGUGUGUCUCUGGAGCCCUGAGAGCAUGGAGCGUUACAGAUACUACAUCCUGAACCAGAAGCUGGCGGUGGUGGUAGGAGUCCUGCAGGUGGCGUGUGCCGGAGUGUGUGUGGUUUGUGGUUUUAUAGACGCGGUGUUUCGUAUGAACACGACCCUCAGUGAGACCAGAGCUCCACUGUGGGCCGGACUGAUCAUGGCCAUCCCUGGGGUGUUCGCGCUCUUUGCCUCACAAAGGAAAAACCCAACGCUGGUCUCCAUCAUGAUCAUUUCGUGCGUCGUCUCUCACGUCGCCACUGUGAUCGUGUUCGUUUACGCUGGCGCAACGCUCAGUUACGGAGAGGAAGAUGAUGAACUUUUUCACCCCCGUCACAUCACUGAAGUGAAGUUUGUCCUGAGCCGCAUGGUGAAGGGAGCAAACGGCACCAUGGUGUUAGCCGGAGUCGGUUCUCUGAUCUUCUCAUCCCUUAUCAUGUACGUGGGAUGCCGCAGUCUGCCGCUCUGUGGCUGCUAUGAUUCAGUCACGGGCAUGGAGACACUUGUUCCUCAGAGUGAUCCUAGUACUUCAGGUGAACUGGUUUGUUCCUGGCAUGGUGGAGACGAGCGGGUGUUGAACUCUCCCUUGUCGUUCAUGGAAAUCUGCCCCGGACAGGAACAGGAACUUUCUGCACUUCCUCCAUACAGCAGAAUCGCGUAGGCACUGAAGUGCGCAGUCCUGAGCGCCAACACGCGAUGGAGAGUGAAAUCUUGUCUCAGGAGAUGAAGCUUCUGACUUCUAUUCCAAACAUUUCCUUCCUCAUGCACUACUUUCUACUGACUGAUGAUCUGAAGUGCCAUUUUACUGUAUGCAAAGUUUGUUUUUAUCGUUCUAAUUUAUGUAAUUUAUAUCCAGAUGCCUGUAUAUAUUGUGAAAUAAUCACCUGAUUUGUAAUAAAUAGUUUUUACCA
This is a messenger RNA of Silurus meridionalis, 1373 nucleotides long. RefSeq lists its product as uncharacterized. Bases 389 to 1123 code for a protein of 244 amino acids. Lineage: Eukaryota; Metazoa; Chordata; Actinopteri; Siluriformes; Siluridae. The transcript has 7 exons. Gene Ontology annotation, cellular component: membrane. The record is from RefSeq and is a predicted model, not a curated record.